Trichoderma asperellum CBS 433.97 is the source of this 340-nucleotide messenger RNA. The record is from RefSeq and is a predicted model, not a curated record. NCBI's taxonomy places the organism in Eukaryota, Fungi, Ascomycota, Sordariomycetes, Hypocreales, Hypocreaceae.
ACGCCGCACGUGAGUGAAGAGGCUGAAGUGGCGUGGUUCGAUUUGCCGGCAGCACAAAGAGUGACGAAAGACGGGGAGGGCGCGAGAGCGAGUGAAUGAAUGAAUGAAUGAGGGAUGCGAGGACGAUCAAGCAGGAGAAAGUGAGAGUGUGUGGGAAAAAAGGAGAAAAAGAAAAAAAGAAAGAAGAAAAGAAAAGAAGCGGAUAGAGAGACAGCGCGUGGUAGCGCGGGCGAGGGUGAGAAGCGAGAGGGAUGGACGGAUCGAGAGGGAGGAGCUGGAGCUGAGCUGAGGGAGCUGAGGUGACGGACGCUCGGAUGUGCCUUGGAGCUGACGCUGGUAU